GGUCUGACGUAAUCAUUAACCACUUCCUGUUCGAAGUCCUGUCCAUUACUACGAGUCAACUGUGUAAAGAGUGCAUUUUAACUAGUUUUAAAAACGCAAACGGGUUAUAUAUGCUCUGCAUAUUUUUAGAUUAAGCAAACCUACUAAUGGACUAGCUAAUGCUAAAGCUAAUAAAAACAAAGUCAUGCAGAACUCAGUCGAGUGUCUCGUAAAUAUGCUGGAGUCCUACAGGGGGAGAGAUAAAGUGAUCAGGACUCUCUGCUAUGGAUCUCAACUAGUUGGUGGAGUUCUAGCGAGCAAGAACACUCAGUCUUCAUUGGGCAAAAGUCUCUUGCUGUUCUCUGCUCAGUUGAGUCAAUGCAGAACCACACUGAGACUCUUUGAUGAUCUGUCCAUGCUGGCAUACUCCACAAGCUAUGGGUUCGGAGCCCCGGAGGAGGACUCUUUGGUUCGGUGGAUAAGUGUAUUGACUAAUGUAGCCGAUCAGCUGUAUUACCCUUGUGAGCAUGUAGCCUGGGCAGCAGAUGCAGAGCUCAUCAAAACCCAAUCUGACAAGUGGUGGGUGCUGAGCACAGUCCUAUGGGGGUCGUCCCUGCUCCUGAACAUCCUCAGAUCCAUUAGACUCAUAUUGAUUAUAAAGAGGAAAGCGCAGAAGUGCCAAAGGUCAGGCUCAGCUGACAGCAGGGAGGAGGUGUUUGCCCAUAAAGCUAAAUUCCGGCAGCAGAUCAGAGGGGAAGUGUUCGGUAUCCUGAGCAGCCUGGCAGACCUGAGUAAUGCCAUUCACUGGAUGCCCCCUGGAUUUCUAUGGGCUGGUCGCUUUCCUCCAUGGAUGGUGGGACUGAUGGGUACAGCCUCCUCUCUGAUCGGUCUUCUGCAGAUGAGCUCUAGUGAGCAAGAGCAUGUUUCUGACUGAUGAAUUGUGGGAUGGUUUUACACAUAUAAAUCAUUGUAUAAGAUAAAUAACUUGUCUUUAAAUGACUGACUGCUGCUUGCUGCGGUGAAUGAACGCCACCUGGGAUAUAAAGAAUAAUAGUAGUUGUUUAAUAUAUGUGCAAAUAGUAUAGAAUUACUGACAACGCUGUAUUAUUUUAAAAUUACUAUUAUUAAAUUGUAAACAUAUGACACAUAACAGAGUAAAAUAUUAUAUGUAAUUGUAUAUAGUUUAAUAAAUGUAUAAAUAAUGCAGAUGCCAAUAUGUAAAUAUGAUUUUACAUUUAAUUUCAAAAUAAAUUAUUUUUACACAA
Messenger RNA from Paramisgurnus dabryanus, 1244 nucleotides. It is a transcript of the gene pex11g, whose product is annotated as peroxisomal biogenesis factor 11 gamma. Gene Ontology annotation, biological process: peroxisome fission. Lineage: Eukaryota; Metazoa; Chordata; Actinopteri; Cypriniformes; Cobitidae. The record is from RefSeq and is a predicted model, not a curated record. Gene Ontology annotation, cellular component: peroxisomal membrane.